AUGGCACAGGUGAGGGCGCUGCAUAAAAUCAUGGCCCUUUUUUCUGCUAACAGCAUAGCUGCUAUGAACAACUCUGACACUCGCAUAGCAGGCUGCUUCCUCACUGGCAUCCCUGGGCUGGAGCAACUACAUAUCUGGCUGUCCAUCCCCUUCUGCAUCAUGUACAUCGCUGCCCUGGCAGGCAAUGGCAUCCUAAUUUGUGUCAUCCUCUCCCAGGCAAUCCUGCAUGAGCCCAUGUACAUAUUCUUAUCUAUGCUGGCCAGUGCUGAUGUCUUGCUCUCUACCACCACCAUGCCUAAGGCCCUGGCCAAUUUGUGGCUAGGUUGUAGCCACAUUUCCUUUGAUGGCUGCCUCAUUCAGGUGUUCUUCAUUCACUUCCUCUUCAUUCACUCUGCUGUCCUGCUGGCCAUGGCCUUUGACCGCUAUGUGGCCAUCUCCCCCCUGCGAUAUGUCACAAUCCUCACAAGCAAGGUCAUUGGGAAGAUCGUCACUGCCGCCCUGAGCCGCAGCUUCAUCAUUAUGUUUCCAUCCAUCUUUCUCCUUGAGCACCUGCACUAUUGCCAGAUCAACAUCAUUGCACACACAUUUUGUGAGCAUAUGGGCAUUGCCCAUCUGUCCUGUUCUGAUAUGUCCAUCAAUGUCUGGUAUGGGUUGGCAGCUGCUCUUCUCUCCACAGGCCUGGACAUCAUGCUUAUUACCGUUUCCUACAUCCACAUCCUGCAAGCAGUCUUCCGUCUCCUUUCUCAAGAUGCCCGCUCCAAGGCCCUGAGUACCUGUGGAUCCCAUAUCUGUGGCAUCCUACUCUUCUAUGUCCCUGCCCUUUUUUCUGUCUUUGCCUACAGGUUUGGUGGGAGAAGCAUCCCAUGCUAUGUCCAUAUUCUCCUGGCCAACCUCUACGUUGUCAUUCCUCCUAUGCUCAAUCCCGUUAUUUAUGGAGUGAGGACUAAGCAGAUACUGGAAGGGGCUAAGCAGAUGUUUUCAAAUCUUGCCAAAGGAUCUAAAUAAAUGCUUUCAACUUAGUCUCAACCCUUUUCUACACCUAUCAAUUGUCCCGUAUUUAACACAUUCUCACCUCUACAUCUUCCAGUUAUCCGUGUGUUAUUCUCAUCGAUCUCCCGAUUUAUUUAAAUAUGUCACCUAUUCAAACCCACCUCUGAUUUCUUUUAUUGGAAAUCUUUAGUAAAAUCUGUCUCAUUCUCUUACUCUUACUAUUGAAAUGCAAUCUGAUUUCCCAUCACCUCAAGAAAAACUAGCUAGUUAGGGGAAAUGUAAGAACCAAGUUUACGUUCUAAGUGAAACAUUUUUCUAACUGCUUACGUUGGCUUCCUAAUGUGUUCUUAAUCACUUGUAUAUAAUUUUGACAUUUGCCAGUUCAACAUCUUUCUCAUGACGGGAACCCCUGAGAACUGUCAUGUCUAAGAAUUUAUAGUCUCAUGGAAUGAUAUUUUUCUUACCAGUUGCACAAAUUCACAAUCACAUACAUGUAUAUACCCAUGUUCAGAGAUACUAAUGCAGCAGCAGCAUAAAUAGGUGGACAUAUCCAUUUAUCAACUUUUAUCAAAUAAUUCUGAACUAACCAUUACCUGUUCUGGACAAAGUUUUCCCUGAAAUGUAGACAAUUGUAUAGGACUCUUUUCCAUCCAAAUAUGCUUUGUAUUUAAAAGUUAUAUUCAUCAUUAAAAUUAGAAAUAAAAAUACCUACUCAUAUCUGAUACCUACGGAUGGAUAUAUUAUUUAAUAAAUAGUUAAAGAAAUAUAAACAUCUAUAUGUUAUUUAAUAACUUGCUCAAUUAUAACUACUAACAUCAGGAAUUAGCCUAGGCUGAUGUUCUCUAAGAUUGAGAAGAGCAACUCAACCUGAAUUUUAGCCCAAGACCAAACUAUUCUUGAAAACAGUUCACAUCUCAACCCUGCCCACUCCUAUACUCAGCCCACAGUGAAAGAGCCAUCAUUUGAGAUUCUGCCCCACUUUUCAUCUAAAUCACUAUUUUGUUGGAUCAUUAGUAUAUUGCUUCUCAUUUUAUUAGAAAUCUCAUCUUUGUGUCUUAACUCCCUGUCUAGAGUGUACACUUCUUGAGAAAGAAAAGAUUAUUUUGAAGGCUUUUUAUCAUAUUGCCCCAAAGCAUGAGAACCCUCUCAUAGCGAAUAUGUAAUAUGAGUAUAUGCGUAGAAAAUUCUUCUUUAAAAAAAUUUAACAUCACUUUUCUGCUCUAGACUCAUUCUUCUCUGCGGGAGUUCUUCCUCCUGGGAGACACUGGGACUUAAUGUCACCUAGAGGAGAGAAUUGUGCUAGGUGCCAGGAGACAUGGAUUUAAAAGUUAGAUGUACUACUUGGUCAAUAAGCUUGAGAGUCUGCAUAAUAUCCAUGAACUUAAUUUUCUGCUCAUCUUUGAAGAAGAUGAGAAUAAUAUAACGUUAAGUAUCUAUUGCAAAUAAGCACUCAAUGAAUGUUCAGUUCAUUUCCACCUUUUUCUUUCCACGUAGCUCUCUAUCCUCAAGACAAUGAUAAUAAAAGUUAGAGAGAGGAGUCAUUAGCAUCCUUAUUAUGUGGAAAAGAAAACUGUAAGAUGUGGUGAUCAAGUUUUGAGUUCUAGAUCUUUUUGAAAUUGACUCUGUUGGAAAUGACUGUUCCAUUUACUCACUGUGUGAGUCUGGGCAAGUUACUUUACUUCUCUGUAUCUCAACUUUCUUUUUCUUUUUCUUUUUCUUUUUCUUUUUUUUUUUUUUUUUGAGACAGAGCAUUGCUUUGUUGCCCAGGCUGGAGUGUAGUGACCUGCUGUCAGCUCACUGCAACCUCCACCUAAAAGGUUCCAGUGAUUCUUGUGCUUCAGCCUCCCCAGCAGCUGGUGCUACAUGUAUGCACCACCACACCUGGCUAAUUUACAUAUUUUAGUAGAAGUGGGGUUUUGUCAUGUU
This is a messenger RNA of Pan troglodytes (chimpanzee), 2916 nucleotides long. Its product is annotated as olfactory receptor 52B6. Gene Ontology annotation, molecular function: olfactory receptor activity; G protein-coupled receptor activity. Lineage: Eukaryota; Metazoa; Chordata; Mammalia; Primates; Hominidae. Gene Ontology annotation, biological process: G protein-coupled receptor signaling pathway. The record is from RefSeq and is a predicted model, not a curated record. Gene Ontology annotation, cellular component: plasma membrane.